AGUCAUGGCAGAGUGAUUCAGCGCAAAAAUACAGUCUUUCCACGGAAAACUUUUAGUUCUUAAACAUUACAUCCAACGUCGGAUUAUUAUUACCUGGGGAACGCUCUUACGACAGAAAGGAAGCUGCAGCUUUCAUAACUUUUUUUUGCAAAUAUCAACGUCAUCUCACACAAACAGUGAAUUGAACUUUUAGCGAAAGAUGUCGUGAAGAUAUUUGUCCAGUCCUUCCACAGUUUGUUUUCGGUUGGUUUUUGGUCAUUUAUUCACACAAUGAACGCUAUCAUCGCCCUGUGUCACUUUUGCGAAUUUCAUGGACCAAGCGUCUUGUUCUGUACUCAGGCAUUUCAUUGUGAAGCUCAUGACCCCUUAAAGGGAACCAAUACCUCUGUUCUAGAAUGUGGAGCUUGCAACAAACGGAAUUUUACACGGUUUGGGUCAGAUACUCCAGGAUCAAGUACACAAGGAUCACGCGAUGUCUGGGCAUCAUCCAGAUCAAGCCAAUGUGAGGCUUGCAAGUCUCUGGAUCACACCCAUGCAGGAUACAUCAGUAUAGAUCAUGAAGCACAUAUCAGUUACUACAGCAACAGGUCACCUGAGCAGCCAGAGUUAUACAGCGUAGUAAGACAGGCUUGUGUUAGAAGUUUGAGCUGUGAGGUGUGUCCAGGUCGUGAGGGUCCAAUGUUUUUUGGAGAGGAGACAUCAGGAUAUGUUUUCACUCACACCUUCUUUCUGAAGGAUUCUCAGUCAAGAGGAUUCCAAAGAUGGUAUAGCAUAAUUGCAGUUAUGAAGGAUCGCAUUUAUUUGGUGAAUUCAUGGCCAUUCCUUGUGAGCAAUUUCAGGGAACUGAUAGAUGAACUGCAGGCUAAGGCAAAUGCAGUUUAUGAAACAGAACAUGCAGAAAGUGUUCAGAAAGGACAACACAUUCAGCCUAGUGCAAAUGGAUUCCUUCAUGCUCCUGAUAUUUUCAGAAGACAGCGAGGUGGAAAUAAAACUUACAGAGGGAUUGCAGACAUAUUAGGAGAUAAGGACUUGUUUGCUACUCUUCAUCAACGGUUUUCAUGGAUGUUAAAAGCCUGUGGAAACAGAAUAACUGAAAAGCUUCUAGAAGGACCACCAAGAGAGGAACUACUGACAGAUCUUGAAGCUCAUUUUGAGGAUGAUGAUCUUCAAGAAACGUCUGAUACAGAAAAGGAAACUGAGAGCCAAGAAGGUGAAACGACUGGGCCAAUUUUUACCUCUCUUCAACACAUUUUAAAGGUGUUGGGAGGUCACAAGUUCCAUUUGUUAGCUUUUCACGUGAUUCAAGGCAAUCAAGUCAUUGUGCGCGGUGAGAAACGAAAGACUGUUGAAUCAGUCUUAAAUUGCUUGAAGGUACUGAUACCGAGUGGUUGUUGUUCGUGUAUUCCUUACAGUAAGAAAUACAAGGAUUCAUGGCGGUGUAAUUUCCUGGGUCUUGCUCCUGGGGUAGAGAUUCCUUCGCAUGUGUUGUCAUCAGAUCUCUUUGUUUUGCUUGAUAUCAUAUCACCUCGAGAGCAGGUCCAGGUCCCUGAAGCUUCUGGCUCGGAGCAGCCAAGAGAUGAAGAACAAGACUUUCUUGGGUAUGGCUUUGUUGUUUUUGGUAAAGAGAAUGCGACAGAUCCCACCGUUCUCCAGAAAGUAGAAGGCGCCCUGGCGAAUGAUUCUCUCUCGGAUGCAGUUUUUGAUCAGCUGUUGACUUGUCUGAAGGAAGAAUGGAUGGACAAAGUAAAAGUGAUUUUCAAGUUUUCAAGGUCAGGUCCAAGCACCAAGGAGGAUAAAGAGAAACUUCUGAAAAUUCUUGGUGCAAAACCCGAAGACGAGAUUGUUCUGAAGUUUUGGAUGACAGGACUUAACAAACAGUACCGUUCCCAUCUGCUGACCUGUAGCAGCACUGGUUCAUCCUCUUAAUCCUCGUUUACCAAUCCAACUUGUUACGACUUUUCUCAGUUUUGUGUCGUGAUUUCUGCGGCACUGCAAGGCUCAUAUCGAGCUUGCGGGUGUCAUACUUCCUUGCUGAUUAGCUAAGGAAGUCUUGCUACUGUCCUAUUUUUAAAUCGCGAUCAGAGGUACAGAGAGGAACCCCUCAGGAAUAUUGUGGCGUAUU
This is a messenger RNA of Pocillopora verrucosa, 2122 nucleotides long. Its product is annotated as folliculin. The record is from RefSeq and is a predicted model, not a curated record. Lineage: Eukaryota; Metazoa; Cnidaria; Anthozoa; Scleractinia; Pocilloporidae. Gene Ontology annotation, molecular function: GTPase activator activity. Gene Ontology annotation, cellular component: cytosol. Gene Ontology annotation, biological process: negative regulation of transcription by RNA polymerase II; positive regulation of transforming growth factor beta receptor signaling pathway; positive regulation of TORC1 signaling.